Molecule: messenger RNA, 882 nt
Organism: Brachypodium distachyon (stiff brome)
Lineage: Eukaryota; Viridiplantae; Streptophyta; Magnoliopsida; Poales; Poaceae
Product: citrate-binding protein
Exons: 1
Coding region: 44-739 (231 amino acids)
Source: RefSeq, a predicted model, not a curated record
UCGACAACCAAAGCCAAAGCACAAGCUACACACACAAGCACGAAUGGCUCCUCACACCAUGAUCACUUGGGCCGUCGGCCUAUGCCUGCUAGUCUUCCUGGCCUCGCCACCACCGGCAUCACUCGCCGCUGCAGCAAGAGCCACACCACCCAACGCCACCGCCGCCGACCCAACGGAGGGGUUCACGGCAGUGAGUCUAACCGAGGAAAACUUCCUCCUACAACGUCCCUACGACGAGUCAAUCGGCGCCCGGUACAGCUUCGACGGCACGGUGCGCCGCCUCUGGGUUCUGGCCUCCGACAAGCCGCACGCCCGGCAGAGCCACACGAGCCCGAGAACGGAGAUGAGGAUGAAGGGUUACGACUACAGCUCCGGCGUGUGGCAGUUCGAGGGCUACGGCUACGUCCCUUCCGGCACCUCCGGGGUGUCCGUCAUGCAGGUCUUCGGCGGCGGCGAGACGGCCACCACGCUCAUGCUGCACGUCUACGGCGGCGCGCUCCGGUACUAUGAUAGGCAGGUGGUAGAGGACGGCAUCUAUGAUCGUUGGUUCCGGCUCAAUGUGAUCCAUGAUGUGGAAGCGUCCGUGCUCAUCGUGUUCAUUGACGGCGUGGAGAAGCUCCGGGUGCCCGGGCGGGGUGGUGACAUGCAUUAUUUCAAGUUUGGGGUGUAUGCGCAGAACCAUGACUCUAGUCGCAUGGAGUCCCGCUGGAAGGACGUCAAGAUCCUCAGGAAGGAUUGAAAUUUACUACGGAGUAGUACAUACUUAUUUAUUUAUUCAUUUAUUGUAGAUAUUGGUAUAUUAUAUUGCAGAGCUACUAUGAUUGUAUUGUGCAUAUAUGUAUGGAUUUUAUGACAGUGUGUGUAUAUGAGGAUUUUACUCUA